Dreissena polymorpha is the source of this 780-nucleotide messenger RNA. RefSeq lists its product as uncharacterized. Bases 1 to 780 code for a protein of 259 amino acids. The transcript has a single exon. The record is from RefSeq and is a predicted model, not a curated record. Lineage: Eukaryota; Metazoa; Mollusca; Bivalvia; Myida; Dreissenidae.
AUGCAGUUUAUAGAAGAGUACAGCAGGAUCUCGAAACGCCUAGCCAUCAGUCGCAUAGAAGAGUACAGGAUCUCGAAACGCCUAGCCAUCAGUCGCAUAGAAGAGUACAGGAUCUUGAAACGCCUAGCCAUCAGUCGCAUAGAAGAGUACAGGAUCUUGAAACGCCUAGCCAUCAGUCGCAUAGAAGAGUACAGGAUCUUGAAACGCCUAGCCAUCAGUCGCAUAGAAGAGUACAGGAUCUUGAAACGCCUAGCCAUCAGUCGCAUAGAAGAGUACAGGAUCUUGAAACGCCUAGCCAUCAGUCGCAUAGAAGAGUACAGGAUCUUGAAACGCCUAGCCAUCAGUCGCAUAGAAGAGUACAGGAUCUUGAAACGCCUAGCCAUCAGUCGCAUAGAAGAGUACAGGAUCUCGAAACGCCUAGCCAUCAGUCGCAUAGAAGAGUACAGGAUCUCGAAACGCCUAGCCAUCAGUCGCAUAGAAGAGUACAGGAUCUCGAAACGCCUAGCCAUCAGUCGCAUAGAAGAGUACAGGAUCUCGAAACGCCUAGCCAUCAGUCGCAUAGAAGAAUACAGGAUCUCGAAACGCCUAGCCAUCAGUCGCAUAGAAGAAUACAGGAUCUCGAAACGCCUAGCCAUCAGUCGCAUAGAAGAGUACAGGAUCUCGAAACGCCUAGCCAUCAGUCGCAUAGAAGAAUACAGGAUCUCGAAACGCCUAGCCAUCAGUCGCAUAGAAGAAUACAGGAUCUCGAAACGCCUAGCCAUCAGUCGCAUAGGCGCAUAG